Messenger RNA from Yamadazyma tenuis ATCC 10573, 4938 nucleotides. It is a transcript of the gene GSL2, whose product is annotated as Gsl2p. Gene Ontology annotation, biological process: fungal-type cell wall polysaccharide biosynthetic process; (1->3)-beta-D-glucan biosynthetic process. The record is from RefSeq and is a predicted model, not a curated record. NCBI's taxonomy places the organism in Eukaryota, Fungi, Ascomycota, Pichiomycetes, Serinales, Debaryomycetaceae. Gene Ontology annotation, molecular function: 1,3-beta-D-glucan synthase activity. Gene Ontology annotation, cellular component: 1,3-beta-D-glucan synthase complex; plasma membrane.
AUGUUUGAUCACUUCAUGAGGAUGCUUGACUCUAGAAGCUCAAGGAUGGGACCUACGCGUUCUUUGAAGUCAGUUCACGCUGACUACAUUGGCGGUAUCAAUGCCAACUUCCGCAAGUGGUUCUUUGCUGCUGGUACAGAUUAUGACCAUUCUGUGGGCUUUGCAAACGUCAAAGUGAUCGAAAAGUCCAAGGAAAAGGCAAGCAUGAAAAGCCCUCACGAAGCAGAGGAAAAGUGGUCUUAUUCACUCAGCCGUUUGCCAGCAGUCGAUAUGGUGGUACAUGUUGCAAUCUACCUUCUUGCUUGGGGAGAAGCUGGAAACCUUAGAUUCAUGCCUGAGUGUAUGUGUUUCAUAUUCAAGUGUUGCUGUGACUUCUAUUCGGGACUCGACCCAGAUGAGCCUGUUAAGAACGCCACUCCCAGUUUCCUUGACCAUGCCAUCAAGCCUCUUUACACUUACUAUAAAGAUCAAUUGUUCAAGAAGGUAGAUGGCCGGUUGGUGAGAGUGGACAAGGAUCACAAGAGUAUCAUUGGGUAUGAUGAUAUGAAUCAGUUGUUCUGGUACAAGGAAGGAUUGAACAGAAUUGUCCUUGAUGAUGAGAGGAAGAUUCUUGAUAUUGGUGCUGAGCAUCGGUAUAUGUAUCUUAACCAAGUGGUGUGGAAGAAAGCUUUCUUCAAAACUUUCAAGGAAACUAGAAGCUGGUCUCAUGUGUUUUGCAACUUCAACCGGAUUUGGAUAAUUCAUGUUAGUAUGUUCUGGUAUUAUACUUCCUUCAAUGCUCCUACCUUUUACACAUACCGGUACAAUCCUUCCUUGGAUAACCAGCCUACGGUUCAGGCGAGAUUGACGGUCAUGGCACUUGCCGGUGCAAUCUCUGCAUUCAUUUGUUUGGUUUCCAUUUUGUUUGAAUGGUCCUUCAUUCCUAGAAAAUACGAAGGUGCUGAACCAGUGGGAAAGAGAUUGGUGAUGUUGUUUCUUCUUACUACUCUUAAUGUUGCACCUUCAGUCUAUUUAUUGGUUUUCACUCCUUUGAACCUGAAGUCCACCACUGGAAUAUUGAUAGCUGUCAUUCACUUUUCUAUUUCAGUUGUGACUGUUCUUUAUUUAAUGAUUGUGCCCUUAGGAAAGUUGUUCUCGGCAUCAAUGGGUCAAGGAAGAAAAUAUCUUGCAAAUGAUUACUUCAUUCAAAGCUUUCAUAGGCUAAGGGGAACUGAACAAGCGGCUUCGAUUGGCCUCUGGCUUGCUGUCUUCAUUUGUAAGUUCAUUGAAUCAUACUUCUUCCUCACUCUUUCAUUGAAAGACCCUAUGAGGGAAUUAAGCAUAAUGCAAAUGUCUAGAUGUGCUGGAGAUAUUUGGAUUGGUAAAUCUUUAUGCGCAGUCCAACCCAUGAUUGUACUAUCAUUGAUCCUAUUGACAGACUUGGUACUUUUCUUCUUGGAUACAUAUCUUUGGUUCAUCGUCUGUAACACAUUUUUUUCCGUGUUUCGAUCCUUUUAUAUUGGAAUUUCGGUUUGGACUCCUUGGAGAAAUAUCUUUUCAAGAUUACCAAAGCGUAUUUUCUCGAAGAUCAUUUUUGCACCCACUGAUGGAACUGUUAAAGGAAAGUAUUUGACAUCUCAGGUAUGGAACUCAAUUGUCAUUUCAAUGUACAGAGAGCACUUGUUGUCUAUUGAACAUGUGCAGAAAUUGAUUUAUAAACAGAUUGCUACCUCAACUAGUGUUGAGGACUCUAUGUUGAAGGAGCCAUCGUUUUUUGUGUCUCAAGAGGAUAUGUCAAUGAAGUCAACUUUGUUCUAUGGACAAUCAGAAGCCCAAAGGAGAAUAACCUUCUUUGCCCAGUCGUUGUCGACACCAAUGAGAGAAAUUGGUCCUACGGGAUCGAUGCCUUCGUUCACAGUUUUGGUUCCCCACUAUAAAGAGAAGAUUACUUUAUCUCUUCGUGAGAUCAUUAGGGAAGAGCAACAGUACUCCAACAUCACUAUGUUAGAGUACUUGAAAAAGCUACACCCUUUAGAAUGGUCCUGUUUUAUUAAAGAUACGAGACUUCUUGCUGAAGAAUUUGACACAGAUGACUCCUCAGCUACAAGGAUUGACGAAAAAACUGAUAACCAUUACUAUUCGGUGGGUUUUAAAGUAGCCACACCAGAGUAUAUCCUAAGAACUCGAAUUUGGGCAUCUCUUAGAACUCAGACCUUGUACCGUACAGUGUCUGGAUUCAUGAAUUAUUCAAGGGGAAUCAAAUUGUUGUUCGAUGUUGAGACCCCAGAUGAUGACUUCAUUGACGAUGCCGAGAAGCUCAGAGAGGCGUCGGCAAUGGCAAUCAGAAAGUUUAGAAUGAUUGUUUCAAUGCAACGGUUUAUCGAAUUUGAUGUUGACGAAAUUGAAAAUACUGAAUUCUUGUUGAGAGCUUAUCCUGAGUUGGAAAUCGCCUACUUGAGAGAGGAAGAGGAUCCUACAACUCAUGAAACACUUUAUUUUUCUGUUUUGAUUGACGGAAGCAGUCCCAUAAUGCCCAGUGGCUUUAGAAAGCCCAAGUACAAGAUUCAAUUACCAGGAAAUCCUAUUUUAGGAGAUGGUAAAUCUGACAACCAGAACCAUGCAAUUAUUUUCUGUAGAGGAGAGUAUAUUCAGUUGGUAGAUGCUAAUCAAGAUAAUUACUUAGAAGAAUGUCUUAAAAUCAGAAGUGUCCUCGAGGAGUUUGAAGAACAUUCACCACCAUUAGAUCCCUAUUCUACACAAUUGAAAACAAGCGGUUAUGCUAAUCCUGUUGCAAUUAUUGGGACAAGAGAAUAUAUAUUUUCUGAGAACAUUGGUGUAUUGGGUGAUGUGGCUGCUGGUAAAGAGCAGACCUUUGGAACACUUUUCGCCAGAACACUUGCUCAUAUUGGUGGGAAAUUGCAUUAUGGUCACCCUGACUUCUUGAAUGCCAUCUUCAUGAAUACUAGAGGAGGUGUCUCUAAGGCCCAGAAAGGUUUGCACUUGAAUGAAGAUGUCUAUGCUGGUAUGAAUGUCUUGUGUAGAGGAGGACGUAUCAAGCAUUGUGAGUAUAUUCAAUGUGGAAAAGGCCGUGACCUUGGGUUUGGUUCAAUUUUGAACUUUACUACAAAAAUUGGUGCUGGUAUGGGAGAGCAGAUGUUAUCGAGGGAGCAUUUCUAUUUGAGUACAAGAUUACCCUUAGACCGGUUCUUGUCUUAUUAUUAUGCUCAUCCUGGGUUUCACUUGAAUAAUGCUUUCAUCAUUUUGUCAAUCAAAUUGUUCUUGAUAGUUGGAGUUAAUAUUGCAGCCUUGACUCGUGAAAGUACUAUAUGCGAGUAUGACAAAAAUGUCCCCAUUAGAGAUCCUCAUCGUCCUGUUGGAUGUUACAACUUGAUUCCAGCUGUUCAUUGGUUAGAGCGCUCGAUUCUAUCAAUCUAUGUGGUCUUUGCAAUCUCUUUCCUUCCUUUAUUCAUACAAGAGUUGAUGGAAAGAGGCUUCUAUAAAUCCUUCCUGAGACUUGGAAAGCACUUCUUGUGCUUAUCACCAUUAUUUGAAGUGUUUGUCUGUCGAGUUUACGCAGAGUCCUUAAUUACUGAUAUGUUUAUUGGAGGUGCCAGAUACAUUGCCACUGGAAGAGGUUUUGCAACAACUAGGCAACCAUUCGCAGUUCUAUACUCACGAUUUGCAUUUGCCAGUCUUUAUUUUGGAGCAGUCUCGUUCCUAUUGAUAUUGUAUACUUCCAUUACCAUGUGGAAAAUUCCUUUGCUUUACUUUUGGAUCACUAUUGUUGGCCUUUUGUUAUGUCCAUGGAUUUAUAACCCAAAUCAAUUCAGUUUCAACGAAUUUUUCCUCGAUUACAGGAACUAUUUAAAGUGGCUAUCCAAAGGUAAUAACAGCAGCAGAGAAAUUUCAUGGAUACAAUAUGUUAGGUUAAACCGAAGCCGAAUCACUGGCAUUAAAACCUCAAAAAAGAGUUUCGAAGGAUUCGACUUAAAACUUGUCAAUGAUGUAAAACCUUCCAAGUAUAAUACUGUUAUUACUUCCACUUUACUUCAAUGGAUUGAAAUCAGUUUUGUGGGAAUCGCUUAUUUGUUCUCAAACACCUUGAAUGAUACUCGGUAUUCCAAUCCCACACCUGCCCUUAUGAGACUCACUAUAGUAACAUUAGCACCAAUUGGUGUCAAUAUUGUUAUUCUCCUUGUGUUUUCCCUUGUGUCGGUAUUCUUAGGACCUUUACUUUCUUUAUGUUGUUCCAAGUUCCCAGCAAUGGUUGCACUUACUGUUCACUCUUUAGCAAUCAUCAAUCAUCUUGCCUUUUUUGAAUUGUUUUGGUUUAUGCAAAACCUAGAUUUCUCAAGAACUGUGUUGGGAUUGGCAACUUGUGUACUUAUACAGAGAUGGAUCUUCAGAACCUUCAUUAGUUGCUUUGUCUCAAGAGAAUAUAUCCAUGACAAGGCCAAUAUGACUUGGUGGUCUGGAAAAUGGUUUACUUCUGGGCUUGGGUGGAACAUGUUCUCGCAACCAUUCCGUGAGUUCAUUUGUAAGCUCACUGAGAUGAGCUAUUUUGCCGUUGAUGUGUGUAUGGGCCAUUGUCUUCUUUUUGCUCAAUUUCCAUUGUUGUUCGUUCCCUAUAUUGACAAGUGGCACAUGAUGUUGCUCUUCUGGCUCAAGCCAACUAAUCAGUUGCGUCCAAGAUUGUUCUCCAAGAAACAGAAGAGAAGAAUAAGGAGAACUGUCAAUCUAUACUUCGUUGUUUUUGUGAUGAUACUUGUGCUUAUGGCCAGUCUUAUUGUGGUUCCAAUAGUUGCAACCAGAUACUUUGAAUUGGAAUUCUCUGACUAUGCUCCUCAAUUCAUUCAGGAUUUGAUCCAACCAGAAACACCCUUUCUCCAAAGAAAAGGUCUCCACAAAGGCUUAGUGCGUAACUGAGCUAUACAAGCAUCAGUUAGAUUAGUUCCUGAU